AUGUCCAAACGAGAGCGUCAACCCUUAGAAGAAGGCACCGACCGCCCUCCCAAACGUGCUCGACCAGACUUCCAACCUCCCGCCAUCGAAGAAAUUCACUUCGCCCGCCAACUCCAAGACACCCUCGUCUUCCGGCAGGAUGGCCUCCAUCAACUCCGCAACGGCCUCGCCUCUUUCAAAAACUUCCUCGAAUCAAUCCUCUACCACCGCGAACCGGAACUCCGCGCGCGCCAACUCUCCAUCCUGAGAGAAUACCUGCAAACCCAAACCCCCGCCGACGCAAAUGACUACGACCACCCUUUGCUAGGCCAACUCUGGCAGGCGUGGAGUUUUGCAAAUCAGAAUAACAAUGAUCAUCUAGCGGCGAGUAUUGCGGCGAUCUUCGCCCUGCUGCUCAAGACUCUGAGUGGCAUUCUGGAUCUCAGGGAUCAAGGUUUGCUGCUUUGUCGCACUGUUUUGCAGGGCCAGCAUUUGAGACUACUGAAGAGGGCGCUGGAGGCACCGAAGCAUAAGGAUUUUGUGAUUUCUCCGGCUUUGAGGUUAUUGAGUGAGGUUGUGGGGUUUGAUGGGGGUGUUUUGGCGAGGGAGGUUUAUGGGAAGAGGGAGAUGGUUUUUGAUGGGCAGGUUGUGAGGAGGAAUUUGGGACUUGUGAAAGUGGACAUGAGUGAGGAGGAUGCUAAGCGCCGACCGUCGAUACGUACGCUUACGAUGAGGUUGGUUUUGUCGUUACUGAAGUAUCUGCACGAAGGCGGGAAGAUGGACAUCCUGAAGAACCGCCCUUUGUGUGGAGCGUUGUUUCAGCAUUUGAGAGAUGAUCCGGCGGAGUUGGUCACCGAGCUCUUGACGACUGUGGAGACGAAUGUGCUGAAAGACGGGGAGUUGCCACGGUCGUCAAAGGCGGCAAUCUUGAGCAGCCAAAAUCUGGAGAGGGUCACGGAGAUUGCGGCGAGGAGUGGAGAGGAGCACGCGGCGAGAGAGAAAGCUUUUGCGUGGUUGAAAGCUGUGUGCACGAAGCCGGAGUAUGGCGUGUUGAGGGACAGUGGGUGGUAUCCGCCUGGCACGACGAGUUCGGAUGCCGCGGCGAGUGCGUCGAUUGAUCUUGGACUGGACAGCAUUGAGUUCUACGACUCCGGCGAACCGCUGAAUAUCCGCAACACGACACUGCUAUCCUGGACGGCCACUCUCCGCGCGAACUCGGACGAGCGAGAGAGGGACUUACUCCUGCUAUGCUUCAAAUCCUCGCCGGAACUGGUGGCGGCGUACUUUGCUGAACGAACGAUGCAAAUGGAUCCCAAGCUGACCAAUACCUGGAUCGGCUACGCUUCUUUGCUCUUCGAAAUCGUCGCUCUCCCUGUCCCCGCGCACCUCGGAAACGAAGACAGUCGCGCCGAACUCCCCGCCCAGACGUCCAUUAUGAUCGAAAAUAUCGUCCCUCGCCCGUUAAAUCAGAAAGUGCUGGUCAAAUGCCUUCACCAAAGCAAUGACCUGAUCACUUUCUUCGCUAUUCGAUUCCUCGUGCUAGCGUUCCAGAAAUUGGCAUCCGUCAUUGCGGAGAUGCAACCACAAGCAAGCUCCAACACUCUCUGGAGAGAAGCCGAAUCUCGACUCCGCCAACGCUUCGCAUCUCGAUGCCCGCCUAUGAAAGAGAUCAUCGCCACAUACCGGAAGAUACCAGAUGACUACGAGCAUGCUAUGCAGCGGGAAGCGGCGACGAGGCUGUUAUGGCUGUACUACGAGCUGCUGCCGCUGCAAGCGCUGGAGGAGCAGUUUGAUGUUUCGACUACGUUGACUUCGGCGUUGGUGGCGAGUGAGACGCCUGCCGCCAGGGUACCGGCUGAGUUGCAAGCGUUGAGGAACCUGGAAUUGGAGCAUCUGCUUGCUGUUGCGAGGUAUAGUACGGGCAUGAAGUGGUUCCAUAAGCAAGGCGGGCUGGGGUUGUUGGAGCAUGUGCUUGUGGAAAACAAUGUGCUCUCGGUCAACGCGACUUCUGAGCACGAGACGACCACCCUGGAUGUGCUGAUGGCGAGUCUACUCCCGCUCGAGGAUGCGAGUCCAGUAUGGGAGUUCUUGGACGAUCUGAUCGGAAGGGCGACGAGGAAGCCUGUGAAGUAUCUGGACGAUCUGGAUGGGAUUUCUAAGGAGAGGGAUGAGACGAGUUUGCUUGUUGCUGUGAUGUUAGAGCAGGCGAGCUUCGUGGCGAAGGAUUCGGGUGCAGAGGGCACGGCGAAGGCGGAGUGGAUCGAAGAAUUCCUUGCUCUGUUGGGGAAGCAUACCGCCGAAGACGCCCGUGUCCUGAAGCACAUCACCAAGAGGAUCAGAGCACUCUCAGGAUGGAAAGCGAAGAAAGCGAAGCACGAAUCCGCUACUUACCUGGAAGCCGUCACUCUGCCUCCCACUUCCGCUUCCGCCGACGAAACCUCCCUCGCCGAACCACCAAAGCCCACCGAAUCGACACUGCCAUACCCCUCUACACCACGGGAGCCUGACAGCCAUCCCGAGCUAACCCGCUGGUCCCUCAAAGAUCUCGACCUCGCCCUCACCGAAGGCGACAUCUCCUCUCUACUCCUCUGCCUCUCCUCCCAGCAUCCCUCCAUCCGCGCGCAAGCCGUCACGCAACUCCGCAAACUCCACUACUCCCUCCCCGCGUACCCAAACCUCCCUUCAGUCCAGCAAUUGACCCUGCUCAUCGGAGAAGUGCUCGAGACCUUCGCGCAGCAGUACACGAAUCCUGGCGUGCCGAUGCCGUAUUUGGCGACUUGUUUCGCGGGAAGGGCGGUGGAUGUGCUGGGAAAUCCGGCGAGUGUGAUUUAUCCGAAAUUGAACAGAUACCUUAUUCGGGGACCGGAGUGGAGAGUUGGGAAGAUGCCGGGGUAUUGGUUGAGUAAUACGCUGACUUCUCUGCCUGAGGAAGACGAUGGGUAUUGGAAGGAGGUGCAGUGGGUGUUGGACUGGCUUGUUGAUGGACUACGCAGUGUGGAGGAUCUGGAGAUUUUGAGGCGUGGCGGGACGUUUGAGAAGGUUUUUGCUUUGAGUGGGUGUAGUCCGGGGGUGAGGAAGAGUGUGAGCGAGAGGGUGGGCGAGUUGGUGUACAGAGCUGGGUGUGUGGAGGGGGGAGCGGAGGUUUUGAUUAAGAGGACCGGGGUGUUGAGUUGGUUACAGGGUGGUGGUGAGGGGGAGAGGGCGUUGAGGGAGUGGUUGGUGGAGAGGUGUGAGGGUGGGGGAGUUGGGGAGUGGAGCGGUGGGAUUGUUGGUGGUACGAAAGAGGAGGCCGACGAGUAG
Messenger RNA from Zymoseptoria tritici IPO323, 3279 nucleotides. RefSeq lists its product as uncharacterized. The coding region runs from base 1 to 3279 and encodes 1092 amino acids. The record is from RefSeq and is a predicted model, not a curated record. Gene Ontology annotation, cellular component: nucleolus. Gene Ontology annotation, biological process: maturation of LSU-rRNA from tricistronic rRNA transcript (SSU-rRNA, 5.8S rRNA, LSU-rRNA); maturation of 5.8S rRNA from tricistronic rRNA transcript (SSU-rRNA, 5.8S rRNA, LSU-rRNA). NCBI's taxonomy places the organism in Eukaryota, Fungi, Ascomycota, Dothideomycetes, Mycosphaerellales, Mycosphaerellaceae. The transcript is spliced from 3 exons.